GUUCGAAUUUUAACCCGUCAAAUUUGUAACGAACUUCGGAGAGAGGUUUUAUAUCUGACGAACCAGGUAUUAAGGUUUCAGUUAUAAUGUCAAAGACUCAUAGUCCAACACAUUUUAACGGAGAAACAGACAUCUUUUAUGAUCCAAAUUUUCCUGCGGAUAUCAAUACGCAGAUGCGAGUUCCCAAAAGCAUUCGUGUAAACGGAGAUUACCCAGACGAAAACAUUACUAUCACAAAUAGAGCUAUGUGGAAUCAAAUACCUGCUAUGGAGAAACUUGAAAUGCAUGUUCCAGACAGGAUUCUUGUUGUCGGACAAGAGCAACAUGUUGGUACCAAGGCACCACCACCAGAGAUAGUUUUAGAAAAUGCUGUAAUGCGUACCGAGCCUGCUAUAGUCAGAGUACAGACACCUCCAAGAAUCUUGACUCUGGACAAUCACUAUUUCCCAGCAGUGGAUGAAGAUGACCCUCCUAUAAAUCACAAUGAAGUUGCAAAACCAGUGGAUGUACCUAAAGCUUAUAAUGCAGAAACACAGAUAACGAGACAUGUCAGAGAACAAACACCCUUUAAUGCUCUCGACGUAUCUCUGCCGCCCACCGAGGAAGUUCAGCAUUUACGUCGUCAAGUAGGUAAAUUAAACCGCAGAGUGAUGGCACUCGAAUUAGACAUGCUACAUCGCCAGCAAAGAGACAAGCUUCUAUAUAUCGCGACCGUAGCAUAUUUUAUUUUAAAAGCCUUCUCCUGGCUAACCAGAAAUUGAAGCAAUUAAAAAGGAGAAAGGAAUAAAAAAGAAAAAUGCCAGAGAUAUUUAUUUGUUUAAAACAAAAAGUAAUAAACCAGCAUCUUGAGCUAUUCUUGCUGUAAGAAAGUAUAACCAAAGACUUUUUAUCACAGUCUCGUAUGAUCAGUCAUUGGAGAUAAACGACGACGCAAACACGAUAUAGUGUAUGCGUAUGAGUGUUUCUACAUCAUACAAUUAGAAAGACAGAUGAAAAGUAUAAUGAUCAGAUUGUCUUAUCGUAUUAAAAGUAAAUCUUACUUAACUUUACAGAAUAUGUACUUUGUUAGAUUUGACAAUAUAUUAUUGUUAAUGUAUAUAAAAUAUUCGGGGAAUUAAUAA
Messenger RNA from Cyphomyrmex costatus, 1121 nucleotides. It is a transcript of the gene Tango11, whose product is annotated as transport and golgi organization 11. The record is from RefSeq and is a predicted model, not a curated record. The transcript is spliced from 5 exons. NCBI's taxonomy places the organism in Eukaryota, Metazoa, Arthropoda, Insecta, Hymenoptera, Formicidae. The coding region runs from base 87 to 761 and encodes 224 amino acids.